UUAGGGUUUUGUAUCACUCCCCACACCUCUGAUACCAACAAUGGCUUCCACUAUCGAUUUCCGCCACCUCGACGAAGGCUUCGGCGGCAAAACCUACAAGCGCAAACGCGAACAAGCCCAAGCAGCCGAGGACGCAAAGAUGGAAGAAAUCCACGCCAUGGAGAUGGAGACCGACGACACAGCCCCUCCAGCAAAGAGAUCUGCUAUCCCAUCGGAAUCAGAUCCCAACAAACCGUCGUUCUCAUCCUUUUCGUUCGGUAAACCUACCUACGACGGAGUGAUUGCCGGGAGAGUGUCUGGUAGAAACUGGAAGCAGGUGCGGCAGAGGCGGUCGUCGGCGAUGCAGGUGAGUAAGAAGGGGACGACGUUUGAGGAGAGGGCGAGAGCGAAGAGUAUUAAGGCGGCGUUUAAGGAGAGGAUGACGGAGUUGAAGGAGGAGAUUAGGUUGAAUAAGGUUGAGAAGAGGAAGAAGAAGGAAGAGAGGGAGAAGAAGAAGAAAGAGAAUAUUCUGAGGACUGGGACUAAGCUUCAGAAGGUUACGAACCCUAAGACUUUGAAGAAGAUUGCGAAGUCGAAGAAGAGGAAACAGCUUAGGAUGGUUCCUGAUGACUUAGUCAAGAAAUAAGUUGCUUUUAAUUUUGUUUAUUUUUAGUGAAGUUGAGUUUUAUGUAUUGAAUUUUGUUUGUUCUAAUGGAGAAUUUUGAGAAUACAUGUUCUGUUGUGACUGUGAA
Vicia villosa (hairy vetch) is the source of this 731-nucleotide messenger RNA. Its product is annotated as protein PXR1. Gene Ontology annotation, cellular component: nucleolus. The record is from RefSeq and is a predicted model, not a curated record. Bases 41 to 625 code for a protein of 194 amino acids. The transcript has a single exon. NCBI's taxonomy places the organism in Eukaryota, Viridiplantae, Streptophyta, Magnoliopsida, Fabales, Fabaceae.